This is a messenger RNA of Schistosoma bovis, 4484 nucleotides long. NCBI's taxonomy places the organism in Eukaryota, Metazoa, Platyhelminthes, Trematoda, Strigeidida, Schistosomatidae. The record is from the annotation of a GenBank genome assembly.
UAAAUAGUAAUGAUUAUUCUGUAGUGAAUGAAACAGAAUCUUAAAUAACAGUUGGAAUGUGUUUACUUUAAGCGUAAUUUGCGUAGAUUCAAGUAGUUACAUGUUUGUGUCUACAUACAUAUGAGAAUUCUGUAUGUAUGUACUUACAAGUUAAUCACACAAUAUGUAUCGCCUUGAUUUUGAAUAAUAGUGAAAAGAUUUCAAUGUUUAAAGGGGGAUUUAUCAUCAAUUGGACAAUGAUUGAGAAAAGAGAAUGAAUCAAUGAGAACACAUUCAACAACUAAAGUCAAACAGACGGAGAGAAAGAAAGGAUGAGAUUGAGUAAAUGAGUGAACAGUUAUUAAUGUGCAUGUGUGUAUAUGAAGCGAAAUAAUUAAAGUAACCACACAUACACACACAAGUUUGUUGAAACAAUAUGAGAGGGAGAGAAACUAAGUCAAGGAUUGAGUAUGAUUUCUUCUACUAGUAAACAAAUUCCAUAAGUUAAUUUCAAUCUCUAUUUUUAAUACUAAUACUACUACAACUCUUAUUGUGCUUCUAUGCAUAAACAAAUGCAGAAAGAUAUUGAGGGAACAAUUAUUGUGAGCGAAAUGUGUAGAUGAACAACAACAAAUUUGGAAACAUCUCCCCCUCCUCAUAAAAAAAAGUAAACUCAAAGAAAGAAAAAUGAGAACAGAUUUUUCUCAUUUGCAGAUUCCAGCCAUUUUUUAAAAUUUACUUCCUACUCCCUUUGGUACAAUGUUUAUAUACAUAUAUAUACAUAUAAACAUAUGUAUGUAUAGAUUUUACAACUCCCUUUUAACCCUUUUUUUGUUAAAAUAAGAUCUCACACCAUAAACUCAUAUUCAUCAAAUUGUCUUUCACAAUUGUAUUUAUACUUUGUGACCACAAUCGUAGUUAAUAAAAGAAAGCAUACGACAAUAAGAGGAUAUUGAAGUUGGAAAUUCAGUGGACGGAUUAUUUCAAAUCUCAUAUUUUUUUCUUUGACGGUUAACCAUUACUAUAAGGACUAUAAAGAAUUUCUAUGAUAUAACAUUUUUUAAAAUUGAAUUCAAAUCAUUUAAUGGCGUAUAAUAAUUCGAUGACAACCUGGCCAGAAUUAUCACAUCAAUUUGAUAUUGAAACAAUGAAACAAUAUAGUAGUUACAAUACAAUUAAUAAUAGUGAUAAUAAUAAUAAUAAUAAUAAUAGUAAUUGUAAUAGUAAUAAUAAAUCAGAUCCUUAUCCAUUGUUUCCAUCCAAUUCUUUUAGACCAAAUAAAAACUCUUAUGAAAACAAUAAUAUUGAGAAUAAACUGGAACAGUAUACAAAAUAUGAUGUAUUAACACCGGAUAAAUUAUUAUUGAAAAGUGAUCAUUAUAGAAACAAUCAUUUUAAACAUCUUUCAAUGAAUCAAUCUGUAUCGAAUUUGACUAUUCCUAAAUUUAUUAAUUAUGAUAAACUGAUUAAUGAUAAACAGAUAGAUGAUGAACAAAGACUAUCGUCUGGCUCAAAUGAUAUAAAUGCACCAAAAGAUUUACGAAUACGUAAACAAUCACGUUCAAAUUCAAAUCCUAUGCGUUACAAUAAACAUAAAUUAAAACAAUCUUAUCUUAAAAAAGAAAAUAAUAGAAAUACUACUGGAUUUUCAAAUAAUGUAAUAACAAUUCAUAAUACUAAUAUGAAUAGUCAUUGUAAGAUUCCUUCUGAUAUUCAUUUAAGAAACAACUUUGAUAGUAAAAACAUGGAUCCAUCAUCUAAUAAUAAUAAUAAUGGUAAUCAUUUAUUUAAUCCAUCAUAUAAUCCACUAUUAUCAAAUUCUUAUAUUAAACAACAACCAUAUCCUAUAUUUCCACUUAACAAUAAUACUACUGAAAUAGAUAAUCUAAUCAAUUUACCAAAUUCACAAAAUAAUCAUUUUAAUCAAAUUCUUUCACAAGCACAAUUAUCAUCAUCAUCGUUAUCACAAUUUCAUCAAUAUUGGUUACAAAUGAUCAAUACACCAACAUUAUCAUCUGUAGCCACAACAACAACAACAACAACUGCAACAGCAACAACAUCUUCAUUCACUGUCACUACACAAGAUAUAAUACCACCACAAACUUUAAUGACAUCAAAAACGUUACCAUAUAAUUUUAUUCCAAAUGAAUUACAAACUUUAAGUUCAUUAUUUUAUCAAACUAUUAAACAAUUACAAAUGAAUCAUAAUUUACCUGUAAAUAUUUCUUUAUUUAAUCAAAAUCAUUUUAAUCAGAUAUAUACAACAAUAAUCAAUGAGAAUAUAUCAUUAAUCAAUCAAAAACAAUUAGAUAAUCAUUUUAAUAAUCAUAAUAAUGAUGAUAAACAAUUAAAUAAUUUCACAUUAUUACAUAAUCAAAAUCAUACUACUACUAAUACUACUAUUGCCACCACUAUUAAUACUACUGUUAAUAGUAAUAAUACUCAUAAACUAAAUAGAAAUCAUGAUAAUAAUAAUAACAGAUCUGAUCCACAAAUAAUCAUAAAUCAAUCAAAAUUAAAAAAUAAAUCAAUAAAAUUUAAUAAAUUAUCGCAAUCAAUAAAAAAUAAUUUAAAUUCACAAAUUAUUGAUCAACAUCAUCAUCAUCAUAAUAAUAAGAGAAAGAAAUAUUCUAACGAAGAUAAGGAGAUGAAUAAUCUUGAUAAUAAUGAAAUAUUGAAUGGAAAUAAUCAAUUAGAAGUUGAUGAAACUGAUUGUUAUAACAAUGAAGAUGGUGAUGAUGGUGGUGAUGAUGAUGACGAUGAUGAUGAUGAUGAUAUUGUUGUUGAUGAUGAAGAAAUUAUAUUAGAUCCUAAACAAAAUCCUGAAAAUAUUCCAAUGAAUAUUUUUAAGUGUAAUUUAUGUAAUAAGUAUUUUGUUACUGCACAUGGUUUAGAAGUACAUGUUAGAAGAGCACAUAAUAAUGGUAAACGUCCAUUUGAAUGUCAAUUAUGUCAGAAAACAUUUGGUCAUGCUACAAGUUUAUAUCAACAUGAAAGUGUACAUUGUCAAGAUAGACAAUUUCAAUGUUCUCAAUGUGGUAAAACAUUUAAACGUUCAUCUACAUUGAGUACACAUUUAUUAAUACAUAGUGAUACACGUCCUUAUCCAUGUCAAUAUUGUGGUAAACGUUUUCAUCAAAAAUCUGAUAUGAAAAAGCAUACUUAUACACAUACUGGUGAAAAACCUUAUAUUUGUUUACAAUGCGGUAAAGCAUUUAGUCAAUCAUCCAAUUUAAUUACACAUUCACGUAAACAUACUGGUUUUAAACCAUUCUCUUGUUUUCAUUGUUUACGUGCAUUUCAACGUAAAGUUGAUUUAAGACGUCAUAUUGAAACACAACAUGGUACAAUAGAUUUAUGUAAAAAAAAUUAUACAUUAGAAAAUAGACAAACUUCUCAUAUAUCUAUUCAUCACAUUCAAGAAAAUCAGAAAAAAUCACAUAAUUUACAUUAUGAUAAUAAAAUUACAUUAAAUUCAUCAUCAUCAACAUCAUCAUCAUCAUCAUCAUCGUCUAUUUCACCUUUACCAAAUAUACUUUCUAGUCCUACAUCAAUUCAUUUACAGAAUUAUUCAAAUUCAUCUGAUCUAAUUGAUUCAUUUCAUCAUUUCAAUGGUUUAGAUUUAUCUAAAACAAUCAACACUAACAACACUAAUAAUAAUAAUAAUAAUAAUCAUAACAAUAGUAGUAUUGACAAUAAUAAUAAUAAUAAUAAUGGUACUGACAAUAGUAAUAAUGAUAAUAAUAAUAAUAAUGACUGUGAUACAAUAAAUCCUAAAAAUUAUUCUUCAUCUAGCCCAAACAAUAUACAUGGUAAUAAUGAUGAAAAAUUAUUACCUUAUUCAGUAGAGAAUUUACUUAGUUCACUAACAUAGUUUAAUUUGAAAUAGAGAAAAUUCAAUAGUAAUAAUAAAUAAUAAUUAUAUCAUAGUGAUAUAAUGAAAAUUUUGUCAGUUUAUUUCCCCCCCUCCCUACCUCCCUACCUCCCUCGUCUCUUUCUCUUUUAUUAAAGAAACAAAUAAAUAGAUCUACAUAUUUAACCAUCAUUAUCAUUAUGUUGUAUACAUGAAAUGUUGUUUAGUUUUUUUUUUUUUUGAUUUUGUAACUCCUAAUUUUUUUGUUUCCAUUUCAUUCAACUAGUUGGGUUUCUAUUUUACUUCUUUUUGUUUUGUUUUGUUUUGAUUUUAUGAAAGUUGUAAAGAAUGGAUGAUUAAAACUUUAUACAAAUAUAAACAUUCCGAAAUCAACAUAUACAUAUACAUAUAUAUAUACCUAUUUAAUGAGUUUCUUUUAUUGUUGUCUAAUUUAGAAUAAAAGAAAGAGAGAAAGAAAGAAAGAAUACUAACUUUAUAGGUUGAAUUGUACAGUCAUUUUCAUUAAAUUUAUUGUUAAUAAUUCAAAUAUUUGUUGUUGUUUUGUUUUCUUAAUGUAUGGCUUAAUUCGACUGUAAGUAAAGUCAAAAAAUAUUGUCCAUUUUUUGAUCUUAAUAAUAUCGUAUUUAAUGAA